AUGGAAUCACAGAAAGAGUCUCUCCCAACCCUCCGUUGGGGCAUAAUCGGAGCAGGCCUUAUCUCCUCCUGGUUCACAAAGGACAUCAGCCUACCCCGCAAAUCCCCUGCUGCAGUACAUAAAAUCCAGGCGAUUGGCUCGUCAUCUCUCGAGAAGGGCCGUGUCUUUGUCGAAACGCACCUUGCAACUCUCAACCCCAAGCCAACCGUCUAUUCCAACUACGGGGACGUCUACAACGACCCUGAAGUUGAUAUAGUGUACAUCGGCACUCCGCACGGCCUGCAUAAGCAACACUGCCUCGACGCCAUAGCGGCCGGGAAACAUGUUCUCUGCGAGAAGGCCUUUACGCUUAAUGCCACUGAAGGCCGCGAGGUCCUUGCCGCUGCGCAAGCUAAAGGAGUAUUCAUAAUGGAAGCCAUGUGGACGAGAUUCCAGCCACUCGUCUCAAAGCUCAAGCACGUGCUUUUCCAAGAGAAAGCGAUUGGCGACGUUCGUCGUACAUUCUGCGAUUUCGGACUUGACAAGGAUAUUGCUUCUCUCCCGAGCACAUCGCGCCUAAGAGACCCCGCCAUGGGUGCUGGAAGCCUCUUGGAUAUCGGCAUUUAUGCUUUAACAUGGGGCCUCCUCACACUUGAAUCGGAUCCAGCAAAAAGUGAAAGACCAAGAGUGGUUGCAGCGCAAACACUCAGGGAUGGAGUCGAUAUCGCCACUUCGUUCAUCCUUCAUUACCCUUCCACCGGUCGCCAGGGAAUUCUGACCUCGACAACAGAAGCCCGCACGCCGGAGAUAUUUAUGAGGAUCGAAGGAAGUAACGGUUAUAUCACGGUAGAGGGGAUUGCAGCAUCCGCGCCGCGGGCUUUCACGGUUUAUCCUAAGGUGGAAGGCAGGAGCUUGGGUGCAGAUACGGGUGCAGAUGGGAGGAGAUACGACUUUGAGCUGGAAGGAAUGGGGUUUUCUUUCGAGGCUGACACUGUCGCGAAGAGUAUAAGCCAGGGAAAGCUAGAGAAUGAGGUUAUGAGUCACAGCGAGACGGUGAGGGUUCUGGAGAUUCUUGAUGAGAUUAGGACCCAGGGCGGGGCAAGGUUUCCUGGAGAGGCAUAG
Molecule: messenger RNA, 1101 nt
Organism: Aspergillus nidulans FGSC A4
Lineage: Eukaryota; Fungi; Ascomycota; Eurotiomycetes; Eurotiales; Aspergillaceae
Product: Gfo/Idh/MocA family protein
Exons: 2
Coding region: 1-1101 (366 amino acids)
Molecular function (GO): D-xylose 1-dehydrogenase (NADP+) activity; nucleotide binding
Source: RefSeq, a predicted model, not a curated record